Messenger RNA from Chlamydomonas reinhardtii, 2416 nucleotides. RefSeq lists its product as uncharacterized. The transcript is spliced from 9 exons. The record is from RefSeq and is a predicted model, not a curated record. Bases 53 to 1933 code for a protein of 626 amino acids. Gene Ontology annotation, molecular function: manganese ion binding. Gene Ontology annotation, cellular component: cytoplasm. Gene Ontology annotation, biological process: glucose catabolic process. Lineage: Eukaryota; Viridiplantae; Chlorophyta; Chlorophyceae; Chlamydomonadales; Chlamydomonadaceae.
CCUGUCUCUCUACUGAACACGAAGACUUUGACUAUAAUUGCCGUGAGGAACAAUGGGCAAGGGCUGUGGUGCUGCGCUGGGCAAGGGCAAGAAGAAGGAGACGACCGCUGCCGAGGCUGCCGCCCCAGCUGCUGCUGCUGCUGAGCCCGCUGCGGAGCCCGCUGCGGCCCCCACGCCGGCCCCCGCGCCGGCCGCUGAGGCUGCCCCCGCAGUUGCCGCUGCUGCGCCGGCCCCGGCCGCUCCCGCCGAGCCUGCGAAGAUGGCGCACGACUACAAGCUGAAGGCCCACCCGGCGAUUCCUGCGCCCGAGGGCCCGCUGCUGGUCUGCAUUCUGGACGGCUUCGGCGAGAACGAGUACAAGGAUGAGUUCAACGCCGUGCACGUGGCUAAGACGCCCACUGUGGACGCGCUGCGCGCUGUGCCCCAUCGCUUCCGUUCCAUCAAGGCGCACGGAAAGGCUGUGGGCCUGCCCAGCGAUGCCGACAUGGGCAACAGCGAGGUGGGGCACAACGCCCUGGGCUCGGGCCAGGUGGUGGACCAGGGCGCGCGCCUGGUGGACCUGGCGCUGGAGACCGGCCGUAUGUUCUCGGACCCCGGCUGGAAGCUCAUCAGCGAGGCCUUCCCCUCCCACACCGUCCACUUCAUCGGCCUGCUGUCCGACGGCGGCGUGCACUCGCGCGCCGAUCAGCUGCACGGCUGCCUGCGCGGCGCCGUGGAGCGCGGCGCCAAGCGCGUGCGCGUGCACAUCCUGACUGACGGCCGCGACGUGCCGGACGGCAGCAGCAUCCGGUUCGUGGAGGAGCUGGAGGCGGUGCUGGCGGAGCUGCGCGGCAAGGGCUGCGACAUCGCCAUCGCCUCGGGCGGCGGCCGCAUGCAGGUCACCAUGGACCGCUACGAGGCGGACUGGAGCAUGGUGAAGCGCGGCUGGGACGCGCACGUGCUGGGCAAGGCGCCCCACUACUUCAAGGACGCCAAGACCGCGGUCACCACCCUGCGCGGCUCCGAGGACGCGCCGGUGUCUGACCAGUACGUGGCCCCCUUUGUGAUUGUGGACGAGGCGGACAAGCCGGUGGGCACCAUUGAGGACGGCGACGCGGUGGUGCUGUUCAACUUCCGCGCGGACCGCAUGGUGGAGAUCAGCAAGGCCUUCGAGUACGAGGACGGCUUCACCGCCUUUGAGCGCGAGCGCUUCCCCAAGGGCCUGCGCUUCGUGGGCAUGAUGCAGUACGACGGCGACCUGAAGCUGCCCGCCAACUUCCUGGUGCCGCCGCCCCUGAUUGAGCACGUGUCGGGCGAGUACCUGUGCAAGAACGGGCUGAGCACCUUCGCCUGCUCCGAGACUCAGAAGUUCGGGCACGUGACGUUCUUCUGGAACGGCAACCGCUCCGGCUACCUGGACGCCAAGCAGGAGCAGUACCUGGAGAUCCCGUCGGACAAGAUCGAGUUCAACAAGGCUCCGGACAUGAAGGCGCGCGAGAUCACCGCCGCCGGCAUUGAGGCGCUCAAGAGCGGCAAGUACAAGGUGGUGCGCAUCAACUACGCCAACCCGGACAUGGUCGGCCACACCGGCGACAUGGCUGCCACCGUCCGCGCCUGCGAGACCGUGGACGGGUGCGUGAAGGAGCUGCUGGAGGUGGUGGACAGCCUGAACGGCCGCUGGAUCGUCACGUCCGACCACGGCAACGCCGACGACAUGGUGCAGCGCGACAAGAAGGGCAAGCCCCUGCUGGGCGAGGACGGCAAGCCGCUGCCCCUGACCAGCCACACGCUGGCGCCCGUGCCGUUCUUCAUCGGCGGCAAGGGCCUGCCGGACGGCGUGGUGCUGCGCGACGACCUGCCGGACGCCGGGCUGGCCAACGUGGCCGCCACCACCUUCAACCUGCUGGGCUUCGAGGCGCCCGGCAUCUACAAGCCCAGCAUGGUCAAGGCGUAAGCGGGGGCUACAGAGGUUUGGGGAUAGAGGCGGUGGGCGCGGGGGCAUGGAGGAACGCGGUUGGGCGUGUGUGGCCGCGCGCGCGGGAGAGGGGGAGUGGAGGCGGCAGAAGAUGGUGUUGUGGCGAGACAUGCAGGGUGUGGCUAGGGAUGAGGCGGUGUGUCAGGAUGUAGGCGGUAGAGCGUGGUGCGUCCUCUUGGGUAAGGAGGCGUGUGAGCAGACUGACUAGACUUAAGGGACGCGCGUUGGCGAUGACUGCUCAAGGCCGCGUGAACGCGAAUGAGCAAUGCGACAGCAUGACUAAGGACACAGGAAAGCACGUGGUGCAUCCGACUUACAUGCGAGGCUAGAUGCACGUUAAAGAACAGACUUACGGCAGUCAAUCAAGUCGAGUCAGGAGGAGCGCUUCUCCUCUACAAGCGGGUGGAAGACGCUGAGGAAAUGCACGUGAGGAAGCACGUGUGCGUGUAAUGACUAGAUUGG